AUGUCUUCCCCGACCCCCGGCAACGGCAAUAGCAAGAAGCAGAAGAAACCUAAGAAGCGAGCCAAAUUUGAAUCCGAGCAGCUCAAUCAUUUUGAUUCACUUCCAUGGAACCCGUCUCUCCCAGAAAAGGAGGAUGCUCUGUCGUUCUUCAUUGGCUCCAACGAACUCGAAGGAGGAUUUUUGUCACUUGAAGAAAUUGAUGAGUCGGCGUAUGGCUUCGAAAUACCAAAACCGGAGAAGGGAAGUGAGGAGAAAAUAGUUGAAGGGACAAGCAAAUCGAAGAAAAGGAAGACAAGUGAAUAUAGUUCUGCUGUUGAGGAUGAAAGUCAAAAAGUAGAGGAACUCGAACAGGAGGAUUUGGAUCAAGACAUAGAAGUGAAGCAAAAGAAAAAGAAACCGAAGAAAAAGAAGAAUAAGAAGAAUAAAAAGGAGAAUUUGGAAAAAGAGACUGCAGAGAAUGUGGAGCCAGUGGCAGAUGACAAGGAGGAUGUUGAAGUGGAAGCAGUUGAUGAGACUGACUUCUGUGCAUGGAAUGAACUGAGACUUCAUCCAGUAGUCAUGAAAUCAAUUUACCGUCUUAAAUUUAAAGAACCAACACCAAUUCAGAAAGCUUGUAUUCCUGCCGCUGCUCAUCAAGGAAAGGAUGUUGUUGGUGCUGCUGAGACUGGAUCUGGAAAAACUCUUGCAUUUGGUUUGCCCAUUAUACAGCGCCUUCUUGAAGAGCGAGAUAAGGUAGAGAAGCAGAUUGAACUGCAUGAUGAAGCAGAUGAAAGGAUUUCUGCCAAAGGUUUUUUGCGGGCUCUAAUCAUUACACCUACUAGGGAGCUUGCGAUGCAGGUCACUGAUCAUCUUAAGCAAGUGACAAGAGAUAUGAACAUUAGGGUGGUGCCCAUUGUUGGGGGAAUGUCAACUGAAAAGCAGGAAAGACUUCUUAAAUCAAGGCCUGAGAUUGUUGUUGGAACUCCAGGGAGAUUAUGGGAGCUCAUGUCAGGCGGAGCCAUCCAUCUCACAGAGCUCCACUCGUUGUCAUUUUUUGUGCUGGAUGAGGCGGAUCGCAUGAUUGAAAGUGGUCAUUUUCGUGAGUUGCAGUCCAUUAUUGAAAUGCUUCCAGUGACUAGUGAGUCAGUUGACAGUGAAUCUCAAAAUACUGAACACUGUGCAACAGUUUCUAGUGUCCAGCGAAAGAAAAGGCAAACAUUUGUUUUUUCUGCUACUAUUGCCUUGUCUGCUGAUUUUCGGAAGAAGUUAAAGCGAGGUUUAAUUAAAUCCAAGCAAAGCGAUGGGUUAAACUCCAUAGAGAAGCUCUCAGAGCGAGCAGGAAUGAGACCAAAUGCUGCUAUUGUUGAUCUAACAAAUGCUUCAAUUCUGGCACAUAAGCUUGAGGAAUCAUUUAUUGAGUGUAAGGAAGAAGAUAAAGAUGCAUACUUGUAUUACAUCUUAAGCAUUCAUGGACAAGGCCGCACCAUUAUUUUCUGUACAUCAAUCGCAGCUUUGCGACAUAUGUCUUCCCUUCUGCGGAUUCUUGAAAUAAAUGUGUGUACUUUACAUGCCCAAAUGCAGCAACGCGCACGCCUCAAGGCAAUUGACCGUUUUCGUGCAAAUGAACACGGUGUACUUGUCGCUACUGAUGUUGCAGCUAGAGGACUUGAUAUUCCCGGAAUUCGAACAGUUAUUCACUACCAGCUUCCACAUUCAGCUGAAGUCUAUGUUCAUAGGAGUGGAAGAACUGCCAGGGCUUCUUCUGAUGGAUGCAGCAUUGCCCUGAUUGCCCCAAAUGAAACAUCAAAGUUUGCUGGUUUGUGCAAAUCAUUUGCAAAGGAGAGCUUUCAACGAUUUCCUACGGAUACUUCUUAUAUGCCGGAGGUUAUGAAGCGAUUAUCACUUGCACGUCAAAUUGAUAAAAUUCUGCGGAAAGACUCCCAGGACAAGGCCAAACAAAGUUGGUUUGAAAAGAAUGCAGAAUCAGUUGAAUUACUUUUGGAUGAAAAUGACAGUGAGGAUGAAAGAGUGAACAAACACAAGAAAAAGAAAGCGUCAUCUGCACAGCUGAAGAAGUUGCAAGAGGAGCUGAAUGGUCAUCUUUCUAGGCCAUUGCAACCCAAAACAUUUUCAAAUCGGUAUCUGGCAGGGGCUGGUGUCUCGCCUCUGCUUCAAAAACAAUUUGAAGAAUUAACCAAGCCCAAACUUGGUGGUGUAAACAAUAUGGCGCCCAAUAAGAGAAGAAAGUUAGUGGUCAUUGGUCAGGAUUGCGUUGAACCUCUUCAGGCGCUUAGAAGUGCUGGUCAAGAGGCAGUCCAGAAUUUGAAGAAAAUAACAGAAACAAGAAAGAGAAUGGAGAACUUGAGGCGAAAAAGGAAGGAAGAGAAAAAACGUUUGCACGAACAACGAAGAAAGCAAAGGAAAAAACAAAAAGCUGGGAAUCAGUGA
Messenger RNA from Oldenlandia corymbosa var. corymbosa, 2427 nucleotides. NCBI's taxonomy places the organism in Eukaryota, Viridiplantae, Streptophyta, Magnoliopsida, Gentianales, Rubiaceae. The record is from the annotation of a GenBank genome assembly.